Colletotrichum costaricense is the source of this 2127-nucleotide messenger RNA. RefSeq lists its product as uncharacterized. The record is from RefSeq and is a predicted model, not a curated record. NCBI's taxonomy places the organism in Eukaryota, Fungi, Ascomycota, Sordariomycetes, Glomerellales, Glomerellaceae. The transcript has a single exon. The coding region runs from base 1 to 2127 and encodes 708 amino acids.
AUGUCCUCGUCGCUAGCCCGCACCCGCUCCCUGCGAAAGCCAACGCAGGGCUCCUCGACCGAUCUUCCCCCUACGACCGCAACCUCCGUAUCCUCCUCGGCUUCAAUCACGGCAGCUAGAGGCCCCGCGAGCUCGACCACAGGAGGAGCAGCAGCAGCGCCAUCAGCGUCGGCGUCCACAUCCCACCGCCCCGUAUCCCCGAGUAGACUCCCCGCGCCCCGGUCCCUCGCCGCAACACGUCCCACAACACGCACCGUCUCCGGCGUCAGCGUCGCGAGCAGUACAGCGGCGGCGGCCACAACCGCCUCCGAGGCGCCCAAGAAGAAGAGGCCGAACCCCUUAUCGUCGCUGCUGAGCAGAAGCUCUUCGACGCGCCAACCAGCGUCCGUGACAACGUCGAUUUCGACGAGACAGAGAGAUGUGGUAGCAGGUGCUGGAGCAGGAGGAGGACUAGCUAGCUCGGGACCAAUAAGCGCGCCUUUAAGCAGGACAAGCGCGCUCUCGGGCCUUACGAGGACGACUUCGACGAGGGAACCGGGGCUGACACGGACGCGAUAUCCCGCAAACGCCUCGACGAGCAACCUCAGCCUCGUCUCGUCAUCCAAUGGUGCUGCAGGUAGAACCGGCGCUGGUUCCGGACCGUCGACGCCUACGACAGCGAGACCGACGACCUCGGGCGGUCUACCAUCCUCGAGACGCGCCGGUGCACCAACGACGACUUCGACAGGAGCAGCAGCAACAGCGGUAGGAGCUGGGAGUCCAACAAAGGGCCACGCGCGCGCAAGGAGCGUCGCGACCCUGAACAACAGCACCGUCCUCCGACCCCCAAGCCAGACGUCGUCUACCGGGGCCACUGGCGCCGCACCGAGAUCACGCCCGACGUCCCUAUACGGCGCACCUCCGACGUCUUCCUACCCAUCCUCAACAGCAUCCACGACCACGAGACCCCGUCCCCCCUCAGCAACAGACCGCCUCUCCUCGAAACCAUCCGUAUCCUCCCUCUCCUCCGCAACAACCACAACAUCAACGCGCACAGCCCGAGCAGGCAGCACAACAACAGCACCAACCCGCCAACCCCUAAAACAACCUCAAAAACCGCCACCAUCCCACCAAGCAGCAACAACAGCACCACCACACCUCGCCCGCCAACAAGCCCAACAACGACACCCCUCCCCAACCUCACCACCCAGAACCACAAAACCAGUCCUCCGCCCAGCCUUCUCGACCUUGCAACAGCACUACUCCCCCGCCAAAUCCCUCGCCCCGAAACCCCUGACGGCAACCUACCUCGCCGCCCCGUCCCCGUCAAAGCUCCCCGCCAACGUCGCCCUCACGGCAGAGACCUCCCGCCUCCAAACAGAGCUCCUCCAGCUCCACCUCCUCCACCGCGACCUGCCGCAGGUCACGUCCCAAUGGCACGCCAGCGCCCGCUCCAAACUCGCCGCGCGCCACGCCGACCUCGCGGCCUCGGCAAGAAGCCUCGCAGCCCUCGAAUCCGACGCCGCGGAGCGCCGUAACCUCGCAGCCCUAAGUAGCUGGGGAGCAUCCACCGGCAAAAGCGGCAAGGCAGCAACAUCAUCCCUGCCGCUGGAAGACCGCGUCCAGCGCCUAGACGCCCUCCUCACAUCCCUCUGGUCCCUCGACGACCCAGGCGGAAAACACCACCGCCUCGUCCGCGCCUUCGAGCGCUGGGCCUCUUCCCUCGCCGACCUCGAAGCCGCCCGCGCCCGCGCAGAAGACGGCGCCGACCCCUCCGCCCUCCUAGACGACAACGCGGACGUCCGUUUCGGCGGCGGCCUCGACGCGCGGUGGAAAGACGACGCCGCGGCGUUGGUAAGGCGUCUCGAGGGGUGGGAUGCGCAGCUCAGGGAGCUAGAGUAUCGCGGUGAUGAUGACGAGGACGCGGCCUAUAGUACUACUACGACACAAGCGUCGAGCUUGAAGCGCAUGUUGGACGGAUGCAGCAGUCUCGUCAGGGACAUGCUCGACGAGCUGGCCGUCAUGGAAGACAUUGAGGCAGCGGCGGUGCAGAGGGAGAACGAGUGGAUUAAGAAGAUGAACAGAGAGGGAGACGACGGCCGCGGCAGAGAUACCCAGAGAGCCGGUGCCAUUUGGAGAGUGAUUUAA